AUGUCUUUCUCUAAAGUCCUCCUCGUGGCUCUUUCCAUUACGGCUGUAGACGCCAAGCCAUUAGUCCCUUCCAAGGUCGCUCGCGCUGAGCCUCCCGAGCCUUCCCCGUAUCCUCUCGGCGAAGCCUGCGGUAACGAGUGGGAAUAUCUCAACUUUGAUCCUGCCAAUGAGGCCGACCAACGUCUUCUUCGACAGUUGCACGAUGUCAUCUGCACUGGCGAGGUGCGCUCUCUUGCUUCGAGAGGAUAUACAGCUGCCGAAGAAGCAAAGACGGGCACUAAUCCUGUCUUUAAUCUUUUCUUUGACCCUGGAGAGGAGACCCCCGUCGUAGUCAGCGAUGUGUUGAAAAUGAUUCGCGGCGAUGAUAGUUCAAGUGCAAGCUUUAUCGGAGCUGUGGUUGGCGAAAUGGUUGUUGAUAACAAAGACUUUAGCCAAGACUUCAGCUGUGACGACGAAGGCGAAUUGGCCUACACUGACGAUGACGAAGCAGAUGGUCUUCAGAAGAUCCAUUUCUGUCCCAUCGCCUAUGAGAAACCCAAUCUCGAGAGCAUCGACUGUGGCGCCCUCGACAGCUUCCCCAGUGAGAAGAUGGACACGUUCUCUCGCGUUGUUUUGCACGAAAUCACCCACGGUGAAAAUGUUGGACCGGAAUCAGAAUUGUCAGCACAGAUCAAAGAUAUUGAAAACGACGAUGAGGGAACAGCUUAUGGUAUUAACCGCGCUCACGCCCUGGUUCGGGAAAAGAUAGGGCAAGAGGUCUAUAAUGCUGAUAACUAUGCCUAUAUGUCGCUGGAUGCUUGGGUCAGCUGGGAUUGCACGCCAGCCGACAAUAGGGAUGCAUGGGCCAGUUUCUUCCCUGACCCCCCUCCUGACUACGAAUAA
Fusarium coffeatum is the source of this 882-nucleotide messenger RNA. RefSeq lists its product as uncharacterized. The record is from RefSeq and is a predicted model, not a curated record. Gene Ontology annotation, molecular function: metallopeptidase activity. The transcript has 2 exons. Lineage: Eukaryota; Fungi; Ascomycota; Sordariomycetes; Hypocreales; Nectriaceae. Bases 1 to 882 code for a protein of 293 amino acids.